AUGUCUCUCAAGCCCAUCACUGUCUACGGCCACGCCGGGGGUCCCAAUCCCUGGAAGGUGAUCAUGAUCCUCGAGGAGUUGAACAUCCCCUACACCCACAAGAUCGUCGAUUUCCCAGACAUGAAGAAAGAACCAUUCGAAUCAAUCAACCCCAACGGCCGAGUCCCCGCAAUUGAAGACCCCAACACCGACACCACCCUCUGGGAAUCCGGUGCCAUCCUCGAAUACCUAGUUGAGACCUACGACAAGCAAAACACCAUCAGCUUUGCCCCUGGUUCAAAAGACUACUUCCAGGCCAAGCAAUGGCUGCACUUCCAGGUUUCCGGUCAAGGCCCAUACUUCGGCCAGGCCGUUUGGUUCACUCGGUACCACCCGGAGAAGAUUCAGAGUGCAGUUGACCGCUAUGUCAAGGAAAUCCGCCGUGUUACCGGUGUGCUUGACCGCGCGCUCCAGGGCAAGGAAUAUCUCGUUGGAGAUAAGUACAGCUUUGUUGAUGCUGCCUUUGUGCCGUGGUAUGCUGUUGCUGCCAUGUUUGAGAUUAAUGUGGAGGAGGAGUUCCCCAAUACCGCUGCUUGGUUGAAGCGUGUGCAGGAGCGUCCUGCUAUUGCCAAGGCUAUUCAGGACCGGGCUGAGGCUGUUGCGAAGCACUAA
Messenger RNA from Penicillium arizonense, 651 nucleotides. RefSeq names its product glutathione S-transferase family protein. The coding region runs from base 1 to 651 and encodes 216 amino acids. The record is from RefSeq and is a predicted model, not a curated record. The transcript has a single exon. NCBI's taxonomy places the organism in Eukaryota, Fungi, Ascomycota, Eurotiomycetes, Eurotiales, Aspergillaceae.